Molecule: messenger RNA, 5725 nt
Organism: Passer montanus (Eurasian tree sparrow)
Lineage: Eukaryota; Metazoa; Chordata; Aves; Passeriformes; Passeridae
Product: E3 ubiquitin-protein ligase TRIM39-like
Exons: 15
Coding region: 3518-5512 (664 amino acids)
Molecular function (GO): protein binding
Source: RefSeq, a predicted model, not a curated record
UAAAGUUUAAGUAGUGUGACUUCGUCCAUAAAAUUAUUAAAUAAUUUCAAGGAAAGAUUUCUAAAAAGGUAAAUUAAAAAAACUGUUACCAAAUCUCACUGAAGGGGCUGUGAAGCAUUUUAAUGCCCCUGAGGCUGUUCCACUUUUUGCACAGUAUGAGCUUCUCCUAUGUACCCAUUUGAAAGCAAAAUGCCCAAAUCCAGUAAUUCAAAGCCAUACAGCAAGUCAUUGGCAGGUCUGGGGUUAGAAUUUGGGAAUUACUGGGUCCUGGACUUGUUUAGCUUAGCUGAACACAAGGAAUUCCUGCUAUUUUUUCCAGCUCAUCUUGCUGACCUUUGGUUGUAAGAGGUCAAAAUUGGAUGAAGCAGGGGAGUAAAUGGAAAAGAUGUCAUAAAGCCAAGGUUCUGUUUGCUCUUGUAUCACUGGAAAUGGCUUCAAAUAGUGGCAGAAAGAAAGAAAGAAAUGUUUAAAUGCUGCCCUCCCGGCUAGCUGAUGACAGAAGUGGAGGAGGGGUGGCAGAUUCCCCCUUGAGCUCCCUUGAAUCCCAGUGCCAGUGGGACAGAGCAGCACACGGGUCCCAGGGUAACUUUAUUUGAUGAUAAAACUUCCCCUCUUCACCCUGGCGACGAGGAACAGGGGGGCAGAGAGAAGCUUAUAUCUGGGGGCAGGUCUCAGGGGAGGGUACAGUCUUCAACAAAUCAGGAGAAUUGGGAGUAAAAAACCAGGCGGGAGCCACAAUGUAUAAACAAAUAGAAAUUCCAAGGGGGGAGAGCAGUUUCAGUAAACUGAUAAAGUUUGGGGAAAUAGAAACUAGAAACUAACAACAGGAAAGUGACGAAAGUUCUGGGAAAAGGCGGAACAAAAAGGAAACAAUGAAAACGCCCAUAUUACAAAUCAAACUAUAAACCUACGAACAAAACUAAAAGCACAAUACAACAGUUAAACAUAUAUUUAUUGUAAAAUGUGAUGCAAGCUGCAAAUUUUAAGCUUUGCUGAGUAACUGCACUGCAGAAAAGUUUAAGCUUUGUACUAAAUAACUUAAUUCUUGCUGCUGCAUAUUUAUCUUCUGGAAGACACAGCUUAUUUCACCAGCAAAUAUAAAAUAGGGAAGACUUGCUCUGAGAAAUAAAGGAAACCUCAAGGUACCAGUUGCAUUCUGUCGUGGGUUUUGAGCAAUGACACUUUCCUGUACUUAGCAGGUCGUAAAAGGCAAGAAGCUGAAACUACUACUUGUGUGUCUGGAGAUAUUUUUUUUGGAGAUAUUUUUUUGUGUAAAGUACACACUUUGCAGUACUCUUGUUCUGAAAAGGUCAGCUCUUUAUCAGUUUGCAAAGUGUUAAAAGUGCUUAAGCUUCUGAGCUAUUUAAAAUUUCUGUGUUUAGUUCUUUUUGUUCCUAGCAUGGCUUUUUCCCCCCCAGCAUGGCUUUUUGUUCCCCAGCACUGCUAAGGUCCAGUUCUUUUAAUGAAUUAUUUUUCUGUCAUUGUGAUAUUUUAUGAAAAAUCCCUUCACCAGGAUUUUUCCUGAGAAGCCUUAGAAAAGAAAUGUAAACAAUAAUUAUCUGAUUGUUUUGGAAUAUGGUAUGGAGCUUGUUUACCAACAGGUGCAUCUUUGAUUGGUUCCAUGUGAAUUGUUUUUACUUAAUGAUCAAUCCCAGUCUAGCUCUGUCAGACUCUCUGGUCUGUCACAGGUUUUUAUUAUUCAUGUCUUUCCUAGCCUUCUGUCUGUAUCUUUUCGCUAUUCUUUUUAGUAUAGCAUUCUUUAAUGUAUAUAAUAUCAUAAUAUAACUGAGAUUGUGCCCCCGGUCGUGGGAGGCGAUCAGGAGUGGCCGUGCCCUGUCUCUGCCACCGGCGGGCAGAGUCACGGUUUGGCUGGCUCAGAACGUGGGUUCAAUGCCUGAGGAUUCGUGGCAAAGGAAAUAAGGAAGGACCCUGUGCUUGCUUUUAUUUCUCUCCUGCACGAGGAUGGUGCUGCCAGGGUUUUUCUCCCGCGUGAGGAUGGUGCUUGGAGUGGCGCCGCUUGGAGCAGAGGCACUAGGGCGGCGCUGGUGGUGCGAGUGAUCCCUCUCCUGGCAGGAGCUGUGUGAAAUCCCAAGCUGCAUUUUGUGUGUCAGGUACAUACAGGCAACGUGUGUAUCUGUGAUUGUAAUACAUGUGGAAACUGACCAUAGGACAGUUAUCAAGACAAAUUCUAAUAAAUAACUGAGGAGGUAAAGCAUGGAAGAAGGCCUUUGAACCUAUAAUUUGUUCGCAAUUAUAUAAGUCUUAAGUUGAUUUAGGAGCAUUUGAAUUAAAGGAAGUUUAAGGAUGUUGAUGUUUGACAGGAACUUUCUGCUUGUAGCUAAGCCUUAAAGAGUUUUGCAAUAAUAACCUUUUGAAGUAUAAUUUUAGAAUAUUGCAUGUAGUAAGGAUCUUUGAAACUAUAGCUUUAGAAUAUAUAAAAAGGAAACAUGCUUAUCUCAAUGCCUUAACAAGUGAAAAGCAGCUUGAGAAAGGAAGAUGAACAUCAACUCAAGGAUUGAUAGUUUUGACCAAGGGAAGCUGGACAUCACUGUUAUGAGAUAUAAUCCUUGCAAUUACAAGGUGGACCCACAUCUGGAAUCUGGACCUCACCAGCUGGGAGACUUCUUUUGGAAGCUGGAUCCCACCAUCUGGGGAUACUCCUUUCUUGGAUACAUCCUGAGAAAAACUGAAUCACAAUAGUGUGUAGAAUUGUGACAUAAAAACUUGGAAUAGAAACUGCUGAUGAGUAAAAAUUGGGAACAGAAACUGCCGAGAAAGCUUAUGAGUAGCCCUAUAAAUAGCUGUAAGUCUCAGCUAUCAGUGUGCAGUUGGAGGGAAAACUUCCUCCACUGUACCCAGCCUGUAUUGCUCAUACUUUACCAUAUUAAUUAAUAAAUUGAUUGCUCCUUGAAUAUUAGACUAGUCAAGCUUCUCAUUUAUAACAGAUUUGGUGCAUUGGCCAGGAAAUUUCCAAAUCCAUCGAGGGAGACUCCUGAUCUCAGGGAGACCUUGGAGGCUUUUGGCUCAGGUGGCCCUGAGUGACUGGGGAAUCUUUCAGGGAGGAGGAGAUCUUUAAGGUAAAUUAUGAGCAAAGAAUUUUGAGCUCCUGGAGUAGACUGCAGUAAAUUCACCUGUAAUAACUCGUGCACGAGGACCCAGGAGAGAAAAGGAGGCUAGGAAGAAUACCUGUCCGAUAUCAGUGCUCAUCUUUGCUGAGUAAGGCAGGUCAGCUGCAGGAUUAUCCCACCCCUUGGACUGCAGGGAUGGAGCAGAGGAGAUGGCUCCAGUUGGCUCUGGCACUGCUUCUGGUUAUCCCUUUCUCAGCCAGAUGUUCACUCACAGACAAUUCUGAGCUCACCUCUCCUGAGAAUGUAGUUGGAAUUGUUGGUCAGGAUACAAUCCUUCCUUGCACCAUCGCUUCCACAAAGCCACUGGACAAUCCCAAAGUGCAGUGAAGAAAAAUCCCAGAUGGGUACUGAGAGGACAUCUACACAUAUAGCAGUUUGGGGGUGAACCAAUGCAGAAAUACAGAGGACAGACAUCGGUGCCAAGAGAUGGAUUUGACACUGGAAAUGUGUCCCUGACACUGAAGAAUGUCCAGCCAGCAGAUGAAGGACUGUGCAGUUACACUGUGAUAUCCAGGGAUUGGAUUGUUGAUAUGGCCACCAAGCUCAGCAUUGCAGGUUGGAGACUUUCUAGGCCAGGUUCUGUUUUUCCAGGUGCAUCUCAGUGGGUCCCUGCCUCCUGGAUACAGCUCGCUUUAUUCCUUCUCACACUGGCUGCUGGUGCUGUUCUGGUAUUUCAAGGAAAGAGAGUGGACUCCUUGGAAACUGUUUGGCUGAAGAACCACCAGCACCUCUACCAAAAAAUUCAAACUCUGCAGGAAGCUUUCCAGAAUGAGCAGGAGUCCACACGGCGUGAUAUUCAGCUCCUCAGAACUGACCUGGAGAAUGAACUGGGAUUUACCAUAGAGGCAAAUACUACAAACACUCUGGAAUCCAUGUGGAAGAAGGACCUCCAUGAAAUGUCCCAACAAGUUCAAGCUCUGCAAAAAGCUUUUCUAAACACCCAGCUGUACACACAGCGUGACCUUCAGAUCAUCAGAACAGACCUGAAGGAUGAACUAGGAAAGACAGUGGAGGCAAAUGUCACAGGGAAUAUAGCAUGCAUAUGGCAGAAGGAUCUCCUGCAUGUCUCCCAACAAAUUCAAACUCUGAAGCAAACUUUCCAGAACAUGAAGGUUGCCAUACAGCGUGACCUUCAAAUGACCAGAACAGACCUGGAGAACAAACUAGGAAGGACAGUGGAGGAAAAAACAACCAGCUUAGAAUCCAGGCUGGAGAAGGACCACCAUGAAGCCUCCCAACAAAUUCAAACUCUACAGAAAAAUCUCCAGAACAUGUAUGACACCACACAGCGUGACCUUCGGAUGGUCAGAACAGACUUGGAGCAUGACCUAGAAAGGACAGUGGAGGCAAAUACAAGGACCAUGGAAUCCAUGUGGAAGAAGGACCUUCUGCACUACUCCCAACAAAUGCAAACUCUGCAGGAAGCAUUCCAGAACAUGCAGCAGUCCACACAGUGUGACCUGCAGACGAUAAGAGCAGACAUGAAGAAUGAACUAGAAAGGACAGUGGAGGCAAAUACAGGGACCAUGGAAUCCAUGUGGAAGAAGGACCUUCUGCACUACUCCCAACAAAUGCAAACUCUGCAGGAAGCAUUCCAGAACAUGCAGCAGUCCACACAGUGUGACCUGCAGACGAUAAGAGCAGACAUGAAGAAUGAACUAGGAAGGAGAGUGAAGGAAAAUACCUCAAGGGUCCUGGAAUCCAUUCAGCUGAUGGACAUCCAGCAGCUCUCCCAGGAAAUCCAAGUUCUGGAAAAAACUUCUCAGACUGCAUUGGGGUCUACAAAAUAUGACUUAGACCUUCCAGAUCUACGGUCCUACAAAGGAGAUGUCAUCCUGGAUGCUGACACAGCUCAUCCCAGACUGGAAAUCUCUGCAGAUGGGAGGACAGUGAAAGAUACUGGUGUCAUCAGAUUCUUGCUCGGAAAUGAGAAGAGAUUUGAUUCCCAUCUGUUUGUGUUGGCAAAGGAAGGAUACACUUCCGGGAAACACUAUUGGGAAGUAAAUGUUGGGACAAGAAGAAACUGGGCCUUGGGUAUUGCCUGUGAAUCUGUGCCUCGCAAAGGCACUUUGACUCUGUGUCCUGAGAAUGGCUUUUGGGUUAUCGCCUGUGUAGAUGGGCAAGAUUAUUUGGCCUGCACAAAUCCUUGGACCUGUCUGACUGUGACUGGCUAUUUGUCACAGAUUGGGAUCUUCCUGGACAUCCCAGCCAAGAAGGUUUCUUUUUAUGAUGUCUUUAAUGCAGUAGUUUUGUGCACUUUGAGUAUUGCUGAUGGCAGCAGACAGGAAGGCAAAUUCCUUCCCUUCUUCUCUACAGGCCUUGCUGCUGCUGAGCCUGACACUGAGCCGCUAGCAAUACUGCAGUUUUCUGAUGAUGAUGAGUAGUUUAUUCUGCAUUUCAAAGGUCAACACUUCGAUUGAAUCACAUUGUAAUCAGGCUGCUGAUUUGUGUCUUCCGAACAAAAGUAUUGAAGGAGAGGCCAAACCUGUCACAGUGGUCAGCUUUCUAAAUUAUGCUUCAGAAUGAAAAGUUUUUUGAGGGAAAUUUUAUGUUGUCAAGGGAAAUAAAUUUUCUUUCGUGGUACUAUUAAAAAACCC